UUUGCUUUUGGCAGUCCCCUGUCCAAGAGCUACAAGACACCGGAGGCUUUGAAAUUUUGAUUCUUCUUCCGUGUAAACUCCCCCCCCCUGUUGUGGAAGGAAGAGAAGAAACAAAAAGAAAAAAUGGAUCUCCAUGACUGGGAAAUCCUAUCUGAUGAUGGGUUGCUUGAUUACAAAGAUGAUCGGAAGACGAAGAUCGUCUCGGCCAACAGAAGUUCGGCUUCUGAUGCCAAUAUUGUGUUCGACAUGAACUACUUCCUGUGCCCAUCAAUGGAUUCUAAGCAUAUCACCCAACCGCCAAGGAGUUCUUCAGGGUUCUUGCCUAAACAGCCGAUUCCUGUUCAUAUUCAACUGGACUCCCCAAUUAUCAAAGUCCCAGAUGAUUUAAUGGCACUGAGAGAAAAAGACAAGGAGCCCAUGGUGAUCGGUGUUGUGCCAUCAUCCAUGAGUGAGAAGGAUCAGAAAGGAGGUGUGGAAGCCACCGAUCAAGAUCCUGUUACUCAAGUUUUCUUCAAGAAAAUGAAGGAAAAUGAAUUCGUCGACAUGAAAAUAGACUCACCCAGAUCUAGUAACAAGGGAACAAAGUCUCAAAUUGAUGUUGGGCAUUAUCAAUUUGAUGAUGGGGGCGAGGGUACAGAGAACAACAUGACCAACUCGCCCAGAAUGAAUUUGAUGAGCCAGAAAAGCAACAAAGACGAGAUGAAUUGGGAUGGAUCCAACGGUGGGCUAAACAUAUUCAAGUGGAGCUUAAAUGGGAUUGGUGCCAUUUGCUCCUUCGGUGUUGCAGCUGCCACUAUUUGUAUUCUGUUUCAUGGAGGCAGCCAACAUAAGCUAAGAAUCCAGAUCUAUACCCAUGAUAAGAAAUUAAAGCAGGCAGUUCAGCAGGCUACUAGAUUAAAUGAAGCGAUCACAGCAACAAGAGGACGUCCACAGAUAUGGGCUCACAUAACCUGUGGUGGCCACUACGAUGGGCUCUAAGGAAUCCAAGAGUUCAGAGUCUUUCCUCAAGGAAGAGUCAAGACCUAGUUCUAUCAAUUUAUUCAAAGUUAAACAUGUCUGUACAUAAAGAUUAUACCUUUUAAGAACAAAAAAUAGUUUAGGAAUGCUACUUGGAUGAAAUUGGAUGAUUUCCUACUGUGUCUGAAAAUACUGAGUGUUGUUCAACUAAGAACUUUACGGGCUUGUAUGGUUUUGUUGUGUCUUCCAUUAUGGUCAUUCUGGAAAAGUAGUACAAUAUUUAUUGCUUAGAACACCAUUUUAGUCCAUAUACAGUGAUUCCUGUAAACACGGUUUAUAACUUUUGUACUACUAUAAUAAAUGUGCCUUGAAUC
Messenger RNA from Cucurbita maxima (winter squash), 1331 nucleotides. RefSeq lists its product as uncharacterized. The transcript is spliced from 2 exons. NCBI's taxonomy places the organism in Eukaryota, Viridiplantae, Streptophyta, Magnoliopsida, Cucurbitales, Cucurbitaceae. The coding region runs from base 124 to 978 and encodes 284 amino acids. The record is from RefSeq and is a predicted model, not a curated record.